CCCAGCCCAUGGCUACCCGGUAACAAAACGAUGGACUUGACCGAAGCCUUCUUGGCGAUCUUCCUGGUGGUCGCCCUGGCCGUGUCUCUGCUGGCCAACCUGCUGGUGCUGCUAUGCUUCGUGUCCAGCUCCGAGCUCCGCAAGCAGGUGUCCGGGGUCUUUCUGGUCAACCUGUCCUUGUGCAAUCUGCUGCUGACCGUGGCCAACAUGCCCUUCACCCUGCUGGGGCUCCUGACGGGUCGCUCGCCCGCGGGCGACCGCCUGUGCCAAGCCCUGGGAUUCCUGGAAACUUUUCUCACUUGCAACGCUAUGCUGAGCAUGGCAGCCCUCAGCAUCGACAAAUGGAUCGCCGUUAUCUUUCCCUUAAGUUACGCUAGCAAGAUGCGGUUCAGGGAUGCUGUGGUCCUGGUGGGCUACUCCUGGAUCCACUCCUUGGCCUUCCCCCUGGUCGCCCUGGGCUUCUCCUGGCUGGGUUUCAGCGGCAGCUACGCCUCUUGCACCUUGCACCUGAAGGAAGCUUCGGACCGGCGGAGGUUCACAGCGUUUACCAUCGUGUUGCACGCCACUAGCUUCAUGCUCUCUCUGCUCAUCCUCUGCUUCACCUACUUAAAAGUCCUCAAAGUCGCCCGAUUCCAUUGCCGGAGGAUAGAUAUCAUCACGAUGCAAACCCUGGUUUUGCUCGUUGAUAUCCACCCCAGUGUGAAGCAGCGCUGUCUUAACGAGCAAAAGAGGCGUCGGCAGCGGGCCACCAAGAAAAUCAGCAUUUUUAUAGGAUCGUUCGUCAUCUGUUUUGCACCUUACAUUAUCACCAGGUUGGUCGAACUCCUUCCUUUCAUCACAAUCAACUACUACUGGGGGAUUGUAUGCAAGUGCCUGGCCUACAGUAAGGCUGCAUCAGACCCUUUCGUGUACUCCCUUCUCCGCCAACAAUACAAGAAGGUCCUGAUGAACAUUGUCAACAGGCUCCUGAAGAGAGACCUCUACCCUUCCUCUGGCUACAACAGUUCUCUGGACACAGAGAAUGAGUACUGCCUCCACAGAACAAACUAAGACUCCUCCCCUGGUCGUCUGUGGAGAGUCGGGACGGAUCUUCCCGAAUCUUGCCCGACUUCGAGAGUCACCUCCUCCCCACUGGGCGAUGUGACGAUCACGAUUGAAAUCCCAGGGAUGGGCUGGACGAGGUCACUUGGAAUCAGGGCUUCCCGACGGAUCCCGUUAGCAUCCACAGGGAUGGAGAUCAACAGCAGGGCCACUGCUGAAUGCACCUUCUCCAGAAAUUUGUCGGGUUCGGAUCUGGGGGUUCAACUAUCCCAAAUCCUUGCCAGUCUGGGCCCCAAAACUGGCCGAGGGGGGUUACUCACUCUUUCCCACCAGAGAGUUUAAGAAGCAGGAUAUCCUAGUGGCUGACACAGGUUUUAGUGCUAUAUCUGCAUAAUGUAGAAGACCCCUCGCUAAUCCAGUUUAGAGAAUGUUCCCCCUUCUAACUCGACAAGUAGCGGAGCGAAGUGCACUUUCUAAGCUCCUUCGUUUCUCCCCUAGCCCCCUUGUCUGGGGGUUUUGGCUUGGCACACAGGUGACUAGAUUUUUAUCUACUUAGUUUUAUUUUUGUAAGAGCUGGCCUAUGGUAUAUCGAUUUGGGAAAGGGGCUUCUAGAAUGUCUGUGUGGAAUAGGUCCUUUAAUGAGUGUGUUCCUCGUGUAUUUGGCUCUGAUUCUAAAGACAGCUUUCCAGGAGAAUUUUCCCUCGAGGAGAGGACUCAAUCAGAUUCUCCUUUAGCGAUACCAAGGAUGAGAACUUGGUCUGUUUGUACUAGACAGGAUGAUUGUAAAGUCGAGGGAAAGGGUAGACACGUACGCUCAACAGGCAGGGUUUAGCAGAGCAUAUAACCGAAGGCUAAAAGCCCAAUUUUACUAGAUUUAAUGCUUCCUGGACUUUUGUUCUGUGAUGGAAUCACUGAAGGAGCAUUGGUCCUCCCAUCAGAAAGGAUGGACAAGGCUCAAUCCUGAUGAGUUUCUAGACUGUAAGCUCACUGUGGGCCCAGAAACAAC
Messenger RNA from Tachyglossus aculeatus (Australian echidna), 2047 nucleotides. It is a transcript of the gene GPR78, whose product is annotated as G protein-coupled receptor 78. Gene Ontology annotation, cellular component: membrane. Gene Ontology annotation, biological process: adenylate cyclase-activating G protein-coupled receptor signaling pathway. The coding region runs from base 31 to 1050 and encodes 339 amino acids. NCBI's taxonomy places the organism in Eukaryota, Metazoa, Chordata, Mammalia, Monotremata, Tachyglossidae. The record is from RefSeq and is a predicted model, not a curated record. The transcript is spliced from 3 exons. Gene Ontology annotation, molecular function: G protein-coupled receptor activity.